UUAAUGGGAUCAAAUCAGUUUAAAAAUAUACGCUCAGUUAUGAAAUGAAGUGCAUUGAAUAUGAUGACAAAUAUAAACACAAAAAAAUUUCACCCGUUUUCAUCAUUUUCAGAAGAUUUUUCUGUACUCAGCUCUCCGUUUUUAUUUCGAAAUUAACUCUACAAUAUUUUAUUGUUUUACAAAUUUAAAAAAAAGCGAAUAGUUUCAGCAGAUUUUGUUUGUCAUGGAAAAUAUAAGAAGUCCUAAAAGUCUCACCAAAAGUACAAAUUCUCAAAAUGCUGGCGAAAAUAAAAUCUCAUGUUCUGAAGCUAAAAACAAAGAGAGUGGUGCGGUGAAAAAGAAAACUAAAGCUGUAUCAGAAGUUGCACCUGUUGAAGGUAGUUCACCAAAGAAAAAAAGUGGUAAGUCUAGGGUGCGAAAGAAGAAGGUUAAGUCAGAAAUCGAAGAAAAAAUUGAUUUAUCGGAUAGAUCUCAGAAUGGUCUGGGUUCCAGUUCAAGUACAAGUGAAGUAAUUUCUAACUUUUCAUUAAAAAUGAAUUCUACUGAUAAUAUGAGGAAUACUAAACAAAGUAGAAGAACGUCCUUGCCAGUCGAGCUUAGAGAACAACCUCAAAGUACACCUAAUAAAAAUACUCCAGAUAAAAAGCCUUCCAACUUUAGAUCUAAAACUCCAGAAUGUAAAAAUUUUACUAAGCCAGGAGUUAAAAAACCUAGCUCAGUCAGAAAAGGCAUAAAAUUUGAGCCUUAUAUUCCUCUUUUUCAAGUUCAACAAGGAUUGAAACGUGGCGAAUUUAUUGAAGGAGCUUUAAGAAUCAAUCCAAGGAAUUAUGAAGAUGCUUAUGUCAAUUCACCAGAUGGAAAAAUGGAUAUUUAUAUUGGUGGUAUGCAAGCUAGAAACAGAGCUCUAAAUGGCGAUCAUGUUUGUGUCCAAAUUAACCAAAAACAAGAGUGGCGUGUAUUAUGUGAUGCAAUUAAAGAUUACCAAGAAAAAAGUGGAGAAAUUAUUUAUGAAACUAUAGCUAAGUCAAAAACUCCAAGUCCCUGCAAAAUUCAUACUCCAGAUAAGUUGAGAUCACGUGCAGUUUCUUCAAACUCUUGGGAUAGUGCUUGUGGAGAACGAAUGCCAGAUACUGUAGAAAUUUUAGGUGUAGAUAAAUUAGCUCAACAAUUCAGUGAUAUAGCAUUAGGUCAAAGACCAAACUUCAAGUCUUGUGCAAACAAAAGUUCAAAAUCAAAAGAAGGAAGCAGUGAAAGUGACAAAAAUGUUUCUUCUUAUAUACAGUCUCAGGGAUCUUCAGAAGAUUGCUUGGACAAACUUUCUCCUCUAAUUGGCCAGAUUCAUCAUGAUUUAAAUAAUGGGAUUUUCCAGGGAAACCAAAGAGAUAACAACUCUUCCAAUGUUCCUGAGAAUUAUUCCACUUUUUCUGGUUUUCCCUCAGAGACAUAUCCUCCUUGUGAUAUGAAUGAUAUUGGAACAUUUAAUUUGGAAAUGCAAUCAGAUGAAGCUUCUAAGUCUUGGGAAGGUGAUGAAUCCGGAUUUAACAUUAUAGUAUCACCUGAAGAUUUAUUAAGUAUUGAUGGGAAUUCAUUACUGAAUCAUGAUAACCAUAGUUGGAAAUGUAAUGACAACCAUGAUAAUAGUGACAGUGAAAUUGGUGGUAUUAUAGUCCCUCCAGGUGAACUUUCUGGAGAUGAAUUUACUGAUUCAGCAAGUGUUGACAGUACUCAUAGUCAAACCUUAGAUCAAGUGAUAGAAGAUGCUGCAUUUCUCGCAUGUCAACAAGAUGCUGAGAACAAUAAUGUUGAAAACAAUAUGAAUCCUGUGACAAAUUUUGAUUUGGCGAGAAUAUCGACCACUUCUAAUACAUCCAUUGUAUCUAGAGACAAGUCACUGGAAAUGGAAUGUAAAAUACAAAAUAUACAAAAUAAUCCACCUCUGUCAUACUAUGAAGUUAAUUCUGAUUCUGUGAUUUGCUCUGCUGUUUCAGAAACACAUGUUUCUAAAUGUUUAAGUAGCUCAGAUGAAAACUUAAACCAGCCUGUUAUUGAGCAUCAUAUUGGUUUCAGUGCUGAUGCAGGUACAGAAGUGACUUCAGAUAUUAAAAAGAAUAAAAAAUCAAGACAUCGAAGACGGCCUAAACGUGGAAAACAAAAAGAUCAAUCAGCGUCUGACAUAACUGAGGAUGUACAAAUGAACUUGAGUGAUCUUACUGUUGAACAAGUUAUGGAACAUCCCUUGUGGCCUCAGUUUAUUCAGAAGACAGGAAAAGUUGUUCAUGUCUUACAGACGAAACAUUCUUGUAUAGCAGCUGGUCAUUUGAAGCUAUGUAAUGACAGAAAUCCCAAGUGGGCCUUGUUUUCACCAAAUGAUAGUCGUGUUCCUAGAAUGAUGAUUCCUAUUUCUGACUGUCCUCAAAACUUUUAUCAUCGACCAACUGAUUAUUCUAAAGUCUUGUUCUUGGGUCAGAUUGUUGAAUGGAACGAAACAUCGACAUUUGCUUCUGGUCGCUUAAUAAGAACUCUUGGGAGUACUGGUGAUGUUGAGGCUCAAACUGAAGGUAUGCUAGUUGAAAAUUCUGUUGAGUAUGGAGAAUUUCCAAUUGAAGUUUUGAAUUGUCUUCCUGAGGGAGAGGAAUGGUCUAUUCCUGCUAAUGAGAUAAAAGGCAGAAAAGAUUUUCGCAAAGAAUGUGUGUUUACUAUCGAUCCUGCUACAGCUCGUGACAUGGACGAUGCAGUUUCCUGUGAAGUUUUAGAUAAUGGUAACUUGGCGGUUGGUGUACAUAUUGCAGAUGUAACAUAUUUCGUUGAGCCAGAUAAUGACUUGGACAGGUUUGCCCAACAAAGAGCUACGAGCGUCUACCUUGUACAAAGAGUUGUGCCAAUGUUACCCCGCAAACUCUGUGAUGAUUUGUGCAGCUUGAAUCCCGGUAAAGAUCGGUUAACAUUCUCUGUAGUGUGGGAGAUUUCACCUACUGGAGAAAUACUUCAACACUGGAUAGGGCGAUCCAUAAUUAAAUCAUGCAUAAAAUUAAGUUAUGAACAUGCACAAAGCAUGAUAGAAAAUCCCAAUAAAGUUUGGUCUUCUACAGAACACCCAGAAAUUUAUGGCGGCUUUCAUAUAAAUGAUGUAAUAAAACGAGUGAAUCAGCUCAAUGCCUUAGCUGUGAAAUUGAGAGAACAACGAUUCUCUAAUGGUGCAUUGAGACUAGAUCAAGUGAAAUUGCAGUUCACAUUAGAUUCAGAAACUGGUUUGCCAUCUGGUUUCAAUGUUUAUAUGCAGAAAGACAGCAAUAAACUUAUAGAAGAGUUUAUGUUGUUGGCAAAUAUGACAGUAGGGAAAAAAAUACAUGAUACAUUUCCUGGACUUGCUUUAUUGCGUCGUCAUCCUCCUCCGCAAGCAAAACCAAUGCAAGAUGUUGUGUCUAUGUGUGAAGCUGUUGGCGUUAUUCUUGAUGCUAGCAGUAGUGGUGCACUUCAUGAUUCAAUUGCUUAUUAUAAAGGAGAUGAUUACAUGUCUCAAGCCAAAUACGAAUUAUUAAUGCACUUAUGUUCUAAGCCAAUGAAACCAGCUGCUUAUUUCUGCACAGGCGUUGUAUCAGACCCUUCUAGUUUCCAUCACUAUGCUCUUAACGUUCCAAUUUACACACAUUUCACUUCUCCAAUCAGGCGUUACCCUGAUAUACUGGUGCACAGGCUGUUGGGAGCUUCGCUUCGAUACAAUGCUCCACCCCUAAUCAGCGCUGCGGAAAUGGAGAAAUGUGCACAACACUGCAAUGAAAAAAAAUACAAUGCUAAAAAGGUUAGUGAACAGAGUGCUGAACUAUUCCUUAGUGCUUUUAUCAGUGAGUUAGGUUGUGUGCAUGCAAAGGGUAUGGUGAUAGGUGUUAUGGAUCAUUCUUUUGACUGCCUGAUUUUAGAGAUGGGCUUGGUUAAAAGAGUUUAUUGUGAUGGCUUACCCCUGGUGAAAAAACAUUUUAAAAGAUCGCAUGGAGUGUCUAUGCUGAACUUGUUUUGGAAAGAUCCUGAAAAGCCAGAAGGAAUAGAGCAGGCACUUGUUAUUUUUGCUCUUGUUGAUGUAGUACUCUCUGCUGUUAAAGAUACCUUGCACCUUAAUGUAACGCUGAAAAAGCCUAUUCAAUGAGUUGGUUUGGCAUCAGUAUUUUGACUAAGUGCAUUAUUUAUUUGUUAUUUUAAAUGCACUAAUUUUUAUUCUUUACAUUUAACAUAAAAAAUACUAGACAUUUUUUAUACAUGUGCCUUUUUAUUUUUAAACUAUAAGGUUGAUUUUAAUAUUAAGGCUUUAAGUUUAAGGUUAUUUAAAAUUUAAUAAAUUAAUUAUUCAUGUCACUUGAAAUUCUGAUUAUUAUUAAUUGUUUUCAAUUCAUCUACUAAUUAUUUUGAUAGUUUUAAUGACCUAUGAACUGUAUAAGAUUUGUUAGCUAAAAAUAUACAGUAGAGAACCGAUUAUCCAGAACGAUCGGGACCGGAUAACUGAUUUUUCGGGUUUUCUGAUUCGCCACAAAACUGCUUUUUUUUUUUAUUGUUUAUCAAACCUAACUUAAAAAAUAUGAUUUAGAAAUAGUUUUAAAAAGAAGAAAAAACGAGAAAGUCCAGCACAAUACAUAAGUUUAAUAAGAUAAAAAGGAAAAAAAUAAAAUAAUGAAAUUU
Molecule: messenger RNA, 4668 nt
Organism: Parasteatoda tepidariorum (common house spider)
Lineage: Eukaryota; Metazoa; Arthropoda; Arachnida; Araneae; Theridiidae
Gene: Dis3l2
Product: Dis3 like 3'-5' exoribonuclease 2
Biological process (GO): miRNA catabolic process; mRNA catabolic process
Cellular component (GO): P-body
Molecular function (GO): 3'-5'-RNA exonuclease activity; RNA binding
Source: RefSeq, a predicted model, not a curated record